UAACAAUAACAAAGUAUAUUAUUAUUUUGUGAAUAAGUCCGAUUACUAUUAUUUCAGAAUGUAAUAGUGGAAAUGUCAAUGACCAAUUGGCUAUGAAUUUAGAUUUCUAAUAUUUUUAACAAGUAUUUUUAUACUAUUCUAAAUAUUCUAAACAUUUAUUUCCCAAUUUUUUUGAAUAGUUUCUGAGUCAAUAUCAUUGUGGAUUAGUUAUAACUUAUAAGUUACAUUAUUAUAGACUGAGAUCAGAAAAGUGUAUCCAUAUAUAUUAAAAUGUAUAUAAUGUACAUAUUAUGAUAUAGAUGUAUUGUUAACAUCAGACUGUAGUUUAUAGAAUAAAUAUUAUUUUAUUGUUAAUCUAAAACAGUUACAAUUUUUUUUUUUUUUUUUUGGUAUAAAAUUAUUUUACAAACUUUAUUCUGCAAUCUUGUAUUCACAAGGACAUUUAAUCUAAGCAUUGGUAAUAGUGUUCAAGAUGUUUCCAAUAGAAGAAACAGAUGAAGUAUUUGAUGCUGUAAUCCGUUAUGGUUUAUAUUUAGUUGCUAUUUUUCAAUUAGUAUGCAUAACAACUGUGUUUUUAUUAACUGAUCAAUCUAAUGACUCAAAAGUAAUUAUUAAAAAGGAAAAUGGUGAUGGAAGUGAAUAUGACUCUGAUGGAAGUACAUUUGCAUCACCUAGACGCCCAUAUUCUCAUCAUAGAUCAAGAAAACAGGACAAGAAGAAAAGACGGUGAAUAAAAAUAAAUAAUACUUGUAAUAUUGUUCCUUUUUUAAGUUUAAUUAUUCAUUAUAACUAUACAUUACUUGUAGUUUUUUUUAUACAAUUAACCUUGAACUUUUAAAUCUCAUUUAUAUAUUUUACUUAUAUUAUAUAAUUACUUUUAUAAUGUCUAUUUAUACAACAUAUAUAAUAUUACAUUCAUACAAUAUACAUUUAGCCAAAAAAAAAAAAAAAAACAAUUCUAUAUAAAUUUUGAAAUUAGUUUUUUAAUUUUAUCCAAAUUCUUUAUUGUAUAUAUAAUUUAUUAAAUAUUAAUAACAUAUGUAUUAAAUAUUUUACUGGAGCCUGGAGGACACAUUGAAGAGACUAGAGAAAUUAUCAUUGUGUCGAUGGGUUAUCAGUCACAUACCUACUUAUUACUCACGUGAUCCAAAAAAAAAAUAUGAUUAGAAAUAUUAAGUAAUAAAGGAUUUUUAGUUGAGUAAUAUUUUUAGAUUAGGUACUCUAGUUGUUUUAGCUGUACUGCCUGUACUACAGAAUUUUUACUCUACAUUUUAUGUAUCUUUAAACUGCAUGACUUGAAGAAAAAAUAUAUAAUUUCAUUAUUAAUUAAAA
Aphis gossypii (cotton aphid) is the source of this 1332-nucleotide messenger RNA. RefSeq names its product protein anon-73B1. Gene Ontology annotation, cellular component: membrane. The coding region runs from base 473 to 730 and encodes 85 amino acids. The transcript is spliced from 3 exons. The record is from RefSeq and is a predicted model, not a curated record. NCBI's taxonomy places the organism in Eukaryota, Metazoa, Arthropoda, Insecta, Hemiptera, Aphididae.